AUGCCCGCCGCCCUAGACCCCGCCGAUGACCUCGCCGCAGCCGUCCAGCAGAUUACGCUUUCCUCGUCCGAUGCCGACUCCAUCGACCAGCUGGCCCCGCUGCUCAAGGAUGCUCGCAACGAUGGCAACCGUGCAGGCCACAUCAUCCAGGCCCUGAACCAAGUCUCGGCCGCCCGUGAGUCUGACAUCGAGCGCAUGUGCAACUCCAACCAUCAGGAAUUCGUCAACUCGGUCAACCAGCUGCUGCGCGUCAGAGAGGGCACCGUCGAUCUGACUGCCGAGAUCCUGAACCUGAGCCAGUCCAUCCAGGCCAGCACUGAGAAGCUUGCCGGCCAGAAGAAGGCCCUCGUCGACUCGAGAGGCGUGCGCCAAAACGUCGACGAAGCCACCAAAGCACUGAACGCAUGUCUCGAGGUUCUGCGGCUAGCUAACCAAGUCCACGACCUCCUUGCCAAGAAGAGUCAUUAUGCUGCUCUGCGUGCCCUGGAUGAGUUGCAGAACGUCCAUCUGCGCGAAGUCUCUCGCUACAAAAUCGCCGAGAUGAUCGAGACGUCCGUCCCGGCCACCCAGAGACUCAUCGCCGAGGCCGUCAUGACAGAUCUAAACACCUGGCUGUAUCGCAUCAGGGAGGCUUCGCAGUACAUGGGUGAAGUUGCUUUCUAUCACACCGACAUGCGCCGGACACGCCACGAGGAACGCAUCAAGGCCGACGAGUACCUCAAUAAGUUCCGCUUGAACUCGGCCAUUGAGCUUGUUGCCGAUGAAGGAGAUGAGUUUGACAUCCUCAAUGACGACGAGACAGAGAUCAAGGUCGACUUUUCACCCUUGUUCGAGGCAAUGCACAUUUACGAGACGCUGGGUCGUAGCGACGAGUUUCGUACAGAGUACGCGGCUACAAGAAGAAGGCAGAAGGAGCUACUCAUUCCAAGCUCGAUCAAUCUUCUGGAUGAAGAAGACGGCGAUUUGAGCAGCUUUUUGGAGAGUAUUGCGGGUUUCGCCAUUGUGGAGCGGACUACGAUGAGGAAGACCGAAAACCUGCGCACAACAGUUGAUGUUGACGAGCUUUGGGACUCCAUGUGCCAAAGCGCCAUCGCAUUAAUCACAAAUGCGCUGCACACUAUUGACAGUGACGAGAAGUUGCUGAGAAUCAAGGGCCGGAUCGCUCUAUUUCUCCAAACUAUGGAAAGCUGGGAGUAUUCGGUAUCUAGCAUCAAUGCUUUGCUUCUCACUCUAUUUGAGAAGUACUCGCAGCUUCUCAAGAAGCGCUUCAGUGAGGACUUCCAGGAGAUCGUGUCGACCGAUGACUACAUGCCAAUGCCAAUCCAAACUCCUGACGAGUAUGAUAAAGUGGUUAACGUCAGCUGGUACACAUCAGAAAAGCCACAGGAGGAGCUCACCUUCCCCUGCGUGCUGCCAUUCUCACAGAUGUAUCCGCUGUGCUGCAUCGAUAUCCGCAACUUCCUUAACCAGAUGUAUCUAUUCUCCGACGACAACUUCCAGCGCUCCACAGUCAUUGAUGAGACCCUUCGGAAGUCUCUGGACGACCUUCUGUGCUCGAAAGUUUGCCAGAUGCUGGUGGACCGCCUCAGCUCGCAAUAUCCUGGACAGAUCGUCCAAAUCCUUACGAACCUGGAACACUUCGAGACCGCUUGCAAGGAGCUUGAGGUUCUCCUCUUCGAAGCGCGCUCGUCGAGCGCAGCUGCUGGCCCGAUCGUUCUAAAUGCAACCGAGGCCUUCCGCGCCGGCAAGAAGACGGCCGAGAAGCGCAUCUUCGAGCUAGUCAACAGCAAGAUUGAUGACCUGAUCGAGACCGCGGAAUACGACUGGGAGUCCACCAAGCCCGCGCCCGAGGUCAGCAACUACAUGCAAGAGCUGACGCGCUACCUAUCCAACAUCAUGAACUCGGUCCUCCUCGGCCUGCCCGCCGAGAUCAAAGAGCUCAUCUACUUCGACGCGCUCUCGCACGCGGGCGCCAUGAUCCUGUCGCUCCCGCUCGACGACUCGGUCCGGCGCAUCUCGCCGGCGUCGAUCAAGACGCUGUCGCAGGACGUCGAGUUCCUGUCGUCGUUCGUCGACACGCUCGCCAACCCCAUCCUGCGCGAGAACCUCGACGAGCUGCUGCAGACGGUCACGCUCAUGCAGACGGACGACCAGCUCGAGUUCUUCGACGUCUCGCAGCGCAACCGCAAGUACGGCCGCGUCGAUCGCGAGCACGGCGCCAUCCUGCUCGAGAAGGUCACUCAGGGCCAGAGCGUCAUCGCCGACACGAGCAGGGCUGGUAAGCUCAUGAACAGGAUCGGCUUUGGUAGGGAUUGA
Messenger RNA from Diplodia corticola, 2316 nucleotides. Its product is annotated as exocyst complex component sec15. Gene Ontology annotation, biological process: intracellular protein transport; exocytosis; Golgi to plasma membrane transport. The record is from RefSeq and is a predicted model, not a curated record. The coding region runs from base 1 to 2316 and encodes 771 amino acids. The transcript is spliced from 7 exons. Lineage: Eukaryota; Fungi; Ascomycota; Dothideomycetes; Botryosphaeriales; Botryosphaeriaceae. Gene Ontology annotation, cellular component: exocyst; membrane.